AUGUCGAACGACGGAUACUACUGGAACAACCAACAGCCGCCGGCCCCUCACGGAGAGUACGGCUACGGUGACAACAACAACCACCACCCACAAGGAUACCAACAGUGGCAGUCUCCUGGGAGUCAGGGCCAGCCUACGUACCAGCAAGGCUACGAUCAGUAUCGCCCCUACGGAUACGACUACAACAGCCCUCCACCAGCCCAGGACCAUCAUCAACAACCACCGUACGGUGCAGCGCCGGAGUCACAGGGCCCGUACACACAGUACCCUCACAACACCGCCAGUGUAGACCAAUACUCGUCUCCGGCACCCGGCUACUCGUACCAGCAAGGGGAGUACGCGUCUCCACCGGCUCAGAAUUAUGGUGGCUACCCAGGCUACGACCAGAGUCAGCGGGGUCAGGGUCAGUCGCCCAUACCACCACAAACCCAGGCUCCUUAUGAUCAAUACAACUCGCCCAUGGGACAGGCGCCGGGUGCAGCCCAAGCAGGACCGUAUCCAGGAGCCCCGACUGACCCCAACAAUCACGAUCCAAAUUCGCAGGAUCGCGGACUCUUGGGCGCCGUCGCCGGAGGCGCUCUAGGAGCCUAUGGUGGGCAUAAGGUGAACCACGGCUUCCUGGGCGCCAUUGCCGGUGCCAUCACUGGCUCGGUGGCCGAGGAUGCGCUGAAGAAGCAUAAAAAGAAAGACAAGAAACAACGGCCGGUCGGCAUGCGUCGAGGCUCUUCGUCCUCAUCUUCGUCGUCCUCUUCCAGCAGCUCGUCGGAUGAUGAGAAGAAAAAGAAGAAGAGUAAGCAGCCACCACCACCGCCCCAGCACAUGCGGGGCAAUUUCUCAUCUUCUUCGCAGAGCAUUACGCUCGAUAGGGACUACGACUUGAUCGCCAUGUGCGCCAACACUCGGGGAGAGCAUAAACUCUCGUCGAUAUCGCUUAACAACUGUCUCACCAAUACCCACGGUCGCUUUGCUUGGCAUCGCGGCGGCAACUUUGGCGCCAGCGCGCGGAACGUGAGGCUCGUCGAGGACGGCAGAGUGCUCCAGGCCGAACUGGGCACAGGCGAUGGUGGCUGGAAUACCGAUCGGGUACGAUUGGAUGAACGGAUUGGGAACGAUGAUGGCGAACUGGUGUUUUUGGAUCCAUAG
Molecule: messenger RNA, 1143 nt
Organism: Exophiala dermatitidis NIH/UT8656
Lineage: Eukaryota; Fungi; Ascomycota; Eurotiomycetes; Chaetothyriales; Herpotrichiellaceae
Exons: 1
Coding region: 1-1143 (380 amino acids)
Source: RefSeq, a predicted model, not a curated record